Molecule: messenger RNA, 9279 nt
Organism: Penicillium brevicompactum
Lineage: Eukaryota; Fungi; Ascomycota; Eurotiomycetes; Eurotiales; Aspergillaceae
Exons: 5
Coding region: 1-9279 (3092 amino acids)
Source: RefSeq, a predicted model, not a curated record
AUGUCUUUAGAGUCAAGCUCAUACAUAUUCCACCAUGUCUUCCUUCCUCCUCGGACCCCGCAGGAAGAUGAUCAUAAUUUUGAGCACGAGCGGUUCCUUCUGGACACUGUUAUUGAAGCCCUGAGUAGGUUUCGGAACUUUUUCCCGACCGACCAAUGUGGUAUUUUCAAUGAGAUCAUCACAAUGACCAUUCGUCUGAGACCUACCUGUGCUCUAGACGGCGAUGGGAGUGAGAUCGAAGUUACUCAGCUCCUGUAUGAUUUGAAAGAUAAAGGUGGUUUCUUACCUAUCUUUGUCCGAGAACAAAAUGCGGGGAUUUUUCUGAGUAAAUACGACAAUAAGAUUCAAGUGGAGUCUUUUGAACUAUCGCCCCGCAACGAAUCUGUGACGAGCACUGUGGGACGUCUUGUUCGUGGUUUUCCUGGUCCAGCGAUGACAUUGGAUUUGGCAGCUUUCAAUGAGCCAGGCCUACUGGAAACACUCUCCCAGACACUUGUACGCAUGGGCCACCAACCUGCUGCAGAUACGAAACCCAAAGUAAGCAAGGCCCAACAAGAGCACGACGAGGACAGAGACACCACCCAUCCCAUGAUGGUCACGGAAUUGCUUAUGUCGACACUUCGUCCACUAUCUGCGGAUGCCAAAGCCACUCAAAUCCGGAAGAAUACUCGCGAAGAAGUCAUGUGGCGUGACAGUCGAUCGCCCUGGAGACGAUCCGCGUUAUGGCUCUUUGUGAGGGUAACCCUCCAACUGCUUUUCCGCAGGUUAUCCGAUGAGGCUAGGUUGGAUGAUCUAUACAAACAGUUCAUGGUUUUCUUCAUGAGCUUUGUUGUAGAUAAGGCUUCGGUCGGCCUGUCCAGCGAGGCAAUCUACUGCAUGAAUGCUAAGAUUGUUCGUCGACUGUUAAAACUCAACUUGUCAGGAGAGCCGCCCUGGUUUUCUCCCGUUCGAGAUAUCUUGAAGCGGUCUUAUGAGCAAAUCCAAGGCAGAUGGACAGAGAUCAGGAGGAAGAACUCUCGUAGCAUCGACACAUCUUCCCUUUCGACAUUAGACUUUCGUCAUGACAUCCAGUGUGCGAUCCCUGAUCUUGAUCUGUACCUGAAAGGAAUCGGGCGACGAGGCCAUGAUGAUACACUGAGAGAAAUGUUCAAUCCAGCAUCUCAGCUUCCCAAAUAUAAAUGCAACAAACUGCCAGAUUGUUUGGAAUUUCCCGAGGGCGACUAUCAGCGAUACAACCUUGCCGCCUUCGAGGAUUGGGUCGCUGUUCAUCUCAAUGGAUGGAUAGAGGAUCAUAUGAGAGACCAGGCAUCCUGCAGUCAGCUGGGCCGGUUGAUGAUGCGAUAUCAUGAAGCGGCAUCCUCGUCAUACGUUCAAAAUCCUGAAGCUAUAUCAGUCAUGCUUCUUACUCUUCUCGAGCUGUGGAUUGCAUGCGACAAAUCCGCCAUCCAAUGUCAUCAUGAGUUGGGGAAGUACGACGCUUGCAUACCUGUGGAUUGUUUUCAAUCACUUUUGCUACCAUUCAAAUCACAGAUGACGAGGCUAGCUCAGGCAGAAUCAUAUCUGAGUCAACGACAACGCAAUCAUAGAUAUCAUGGGUCCGGAAUCUUUCACGACUACGGUACUCGGAACUGCUUUUCCGUCCGGUAUUUUGACCAGUCUGACGAACACCAAAGACUACUUAAAACCAUUGAAGAUCACGCAACCCAGAAGAGAACAGAGAAAAAGGCGGAGCUGCAAGAGAAACAGCAAAAGUACAGGCAUCUCAUGAACUUGGCGUCUCAAACAGUGUGCCAGCAAGAGGAAGUGAUUCUGGAUGCGAGAUCCGGAUUCCGAGAGUCUCGUCAUAGCCAUUCCUGUCCUUGUCGUCGAUACAAAAGGGAGGCAAAAUCAAUUGAAAUCAGUGUUCACGAGUGGCCAUUGCCGACUGUCCAGCGACAAGCCAAGUCCACUGUGUUCGAACUCCAGGUACCCAAGCCAUUUGGGAGCUGGCGAGACACAACUUUGUUUUUUCUGUACAACUGUCUGGGGGUUCAAUAUGUGAAAACAUCGAGUCCACGAGCAGAGCAUCGCCUGCAGACAUAUUCAGGCCUCUCAUCAUUCUUCAAGUCCCAUGGCCAGCAUUCGCGAAUUGGUCUUCUCUCGCAGAACAAGCCCCACAAACGAACUCACCGGCGGGACAGGUUGAUAGUCAAUGUGACCGAGACAGACAUUUGUCUAAAUAAUGGUCUAAGCUUUCAAUACUAUGAUGAUACCGUUCAAUGCUAUGUGAGCGCGUUUGAAAGGACCCUUCGAACCGCAAGGUCCUGCGUGUAUACCCUCCCGCAACAAAGCUCCGCGCUUCAGCAAUUCAUCUUCCGACCUGCCCAAGAGCCACAUGGCCCUGCACCAAAUGAAGUGAUAGCAACACAAUCUGCUGCGCCUGCAAACAUUUCGAUGGAAGAAUACAAAGCACUUGCAUCAAUGCCCCUUGGGCUGGAGAUACAGUGGCAAAAUAUUCUCGUGGAGUUAGCUGCGCCAUCAGUGGAUAUAAAGAAGGUCGAAACAGCAAUCUUCGUCUUCCAAAUAAUCAACCAAACAGGCCCGUCGGAGCCGACGACGUGCUUACGACAAGGCCAUGCGAUCCUGGGCGACCGGGCGUUUGUGGUUGCAAUGCUGUCUCGUGUCAAGGAAGUGACCGAAAGAAUCAAGGAGAACUGGGAAAUGAUCCAUGCGCUGAAUAUUCUUGCUCGACUUGUUCUGAGGAUUCUAUCCCUGUCGCCUGUGCAAGAAAUCCAUGAUGUCUGCCUUCAUUGCCUGACAACAGUACGCCAGGUGGCUUUUCAUUGGGUCAAUACCGUUAGAAGAAAGGCGAGUGAGACGGUCGACGACGCACAAAAGACCAGACUGAUUGAGAGAAGUGUGCACAUUGCAUUGAUUUGUGUGGAGACCUUCGACGCAGAGGACCUUGCCCAAGUGUUUGCAACUUCAUCGGAUAUUUCGGUCUUUCUUCAGUGCGGUACGGUUAUCUGGAAUGGGCGGCGCUCUGUUUCCACCGAAGUAGGCUCAUUGGUUCCUAUUCUUUACUACCGAUGGCAAGUUCUGAGUUAUCGAAGCCACUCAUUCCUAGGGGAGCUUAUUGUUCGACAUAAGAAUCCAGGGAUGGACUUGACGAUCCACGAAGCGUGGGCCGCAUACAGCGAGGUAUCAGUGUGGUCAGAAGAGCCCAAUGUGAGGUAUUGGCUAUUCACAAAACUCGACAGUCAGUCGACAGCUGGUGCACAUACGUUCGUGCAUUACAAUCUGUUGACCGGAGAAUUGCUCGUGAACGGACUCCCACUCACACGCCUGCCUUCGGAAUAUGAAUCCUACGGAGCAUACCGAAGACUCUUUGGGAAAUCACAACUAGAUGUGAUGCCGAGCAGCUCACCUGGGAUGCAAUUUUCAUGUCAAACCAAAUAUCGGGAUCACACAGUGCACCUGGGGAAAGGGAUUGUUCCUGGGUCCAAGGAGUACGACUUGUCGGUCCAGGCGGUGAGAGACGGUCGAGUAUGGGAAUACGUCCCGAGCAGGCUUCUGGCUAGGAUUUUCCCAGACGCCUUUGUUACAAGUUAUGUACACUGGUACGAUGUGGAGGGUGACUAUGUGGAGUUCAGGUCCGCCGAAAAGCCUUGGUCUUCGGACGGUCAACAUUGGCGAUUAACGAGAGCCAACUCUCACAUUGGCUGGCGCCUUGAGAAAAAUGGAAUUUUCUUACUCAGUGCCGCUAGCCAGACGGCGAGCGUGAUAUCCAACAUCUUCCAGCCAGUCGAAAAACCUCUGAAAAUCCAUUUGAUGCUCCAUGAUGCCUCGUCGGUCCUGUGGAUCAAGUUACCGCGCCUGUGUUUAGAAUUCUCUCUCCAACCUCGGUCCUCUUCAAUCCGAUCUCGGCAAUAUCUCGGUAUGUCAGUUGACAAUGAUCAGUCGCUUGAUUCAUUGAUCGGCCAAAGCAGUAAGAUCAUUCUGGCAGAUCUCACCUCGUGCAACCGCCUAGUUCUCAUACCUGAAGGGCGAGUCUCUUAUGCAAAAGCCCAGGACCAUGUUUGCGUGGAGGUCGAUUGGCAAUCCAAGACUACACUCCACGCAUACCCGAUCGACGAGCAACUGGGUCGGCUUGCAGACAAUGGUACAUUGCAGAGCAAGCUGUUUCUGUGCUACUUGCACGCUCUCACAUCAUCUUGUUUGCCCGAUCCGCUCACCAAGAAAACCGGGACCGAGCAGGCGCUCUUCAUUCUCCGCUCUGCGUCUGUCAGGUCGUUUGAUCGACUUCAGCCCGAACAGAUAGCGCUCUUGUCAAAUAUCGCGUCCCUUUCUCCUGCAAGAGCGUAUUAUCCUGCGAAUGAACGAGUGAUGCAGAGCGUUUGUUGGCGGGAUGGUCUCGGCAGCCUGUCCCAGCACCAGGGCUUUCGAGAAGAGGUCAAUGCCAUUUUUGAUCAAGAUCGCCGUACAAGCUUUUUCUACCCAGGUGCCAAGCUUGAUUAUCCCCCACUCCCGCACGUGGAGCCGGAGCUCCUGUUGCGCGAUCGAAUCCGCACAUCAUCAUUCCGGGUCUCCGGUUUCGGUGCCGAAGAUCACACGGACAAGUAUGAUCAUCUUUACGAAGGCCUCGAUGCCAGUCGCAUCACUCCUGCUGGCAUUCGCAGCUUCGCAAUAUGCAAGAUGCUCUACGACGGGAUCCCACGAAUCCAGUCACAGGUCGCAGAAAAACUGACCUCUCAACUCUGGCGGGUUCUCUCGUCUCCUAGCAGAGUGUACGGUCCGAGUACUCACCUUGAUAUAAAAAGGCUACGAUACGAUUCCGAAUGGAUUAUGGGCUCAACGGAGUUCAUUGCCAGUUACUGGUGCUGCAUACACCAGCUUGUGUGCUCCCGCCGCGACGGUCUCAAUAAAUUCCAACUUAUGGCCUGGCUCUCAACUAUCGCUUUUUCAGGCAAAACCGAAAUGGUGGUGCUGGAAAUCAUUGCUUUUCUCUUUCUUGUGCCAGAAGCCGCUUUCAUCUCUCCGCCCGCGCGUGAGCUUUUUUUGCCAUCAGAGGGGUAUGAGAUGGAUGGAAAAGAGGCUCUCAGCUGGAUCAAAAAAGCAGAGUUUGAUUACACUCCGGAAUCGAACCUUGUUCCCGUAACGAAUGAGACAUAUCCAGACUUCACCCUCCGUCGAAAAACGCUUCGGCAAAAGAAUCGGUCACUGGUCUGCGAAAGGAUAUUACUUCAUUUCGCCAGCGAAUGGCCCACCAGAUCACCCUCAUACCCCACCGCCCAAGGGUCUCCGAGAAUUUGUGACUACUUGGAUUUGCGUCAAACCUGGAGUCAAUUUUCGAUGGGUUUUAAUACCUGGAUGGAUAAUGAAGAGUUGAGACAAUGGAUUACCGGACUCACAACUUUGUUCUGCAAUCAGCGAAGUCAGGAUGUCAAAUUCCCCCGUAUCAUCCGCCUUCUGAUGCACUCCAUACAAAUUCCCAUUGCGGACUUACAGAGCUUUCAUCUCACAUCUUCACUCAUGGCCGAAUGCCCUCCUGACUUAGCUAAACUGGUCGACUCUUUAUCCAUGAUAGCGACGUCCAAAUAUGAAAAAUGGUACGUUGCGCAACUUCAGAGUAGUGUCGCCUCCAUGAAAGGUGUGCAACAAAGUGGCCGAUUGGAAUUGAGCCCCGACGCGUGCAAAAAGGUGAUUUUGGAGUAUCUUGUCUCAUGCGAGGACUAUGCCUACCGGAUUCAUUCUUCUCUCAUGUCUCAACUAACCCUUUCCGCUCGAUGGACUCAUUCGGCGGACUCGAGGGAUCUGUUUCGUGCGCAGGUGGUCGCCUUAGCUUUCGAACUUCAACAAUGCCCCAGAUUGUCCCCUCUCCUCCUACUAGCACAGCUAUCACGUCACCGAUGGAAAUGCUUGGACGCUGGUUGGAAAAGAUGUUUCGUUCGUUACGGAUGUUCUAUUACAACGCUUCAGCGGGCAAGUCGCCUCGCUAGAACUAUCGACACACGGGAUGAAUUUCUGAAGGAGCUUCAAUCAUCAGGUCAUACCAACUGGGACCCUUACGAAUUUCCAGAGACUCUGUUAAUGGAGAUUGAGAACGGAAUUCUCGUUCGGGACGUCCAGGAAAGUAUUGCACGAAGGAUGAGAAAUUUCCCCCGGGGAGAGAACGCGGUCAUGCAGUUGAAUAUGGGUGAAGGCAAAUCCUCGGUAGUCGUUCCUAUCGUGGUGACGGCCUAUGCGAAUGGGUCGAAUCUGGCACGGGUGCUUGUGGCUAAACCACAAUCACGACAGAUGUUUCAAAUGUUAGUCGCAAAGCUAGGCGGCCUCUUGGGUCGGCGUGUCUAUCACAUGCCCGUUUCGCGCUCGUUGAAGUUGGGCGAAGCCCAAGCAGAUGAGAUUCAGCGCAUGUGCGCUGAGUGUAUAUCCCUCGGCGGGGUGUUACUUGUUCAGCCCGAACACAUUCUCUCCCUGAAGCUGAUGUGCCUUGAGUGUUUUAUUGUUGGCAAAACCGCCGUAGGCCGUUCUCUUUUUCAAAUCCUGCAACUUUUCCACGAAUCUUCGCGUGACAUCGUGGACGAGAGUGAUGAGAAUUUCAACGUCAAGUUCGAGCUGAUCUACACCAUGGGCGCUCAACGCCCGGUUGAACUGGGCCCGCAACGAUGGAUGGUGAUCCAAGAGGCUCUGCAUUUGGUGAGGCGAUAUGCUACGCAUGUGAAGGCUCAGUUCCCUCAUUCUAUUGAAGUCAGUGAACACCGGCGUGGUGAAUUUCCAAGAAUACGUUUGCUCGAUCGCGAUGCUGAAGAGGCUCUCCUCGCAUACGUCGGGACGUAUAUAUGUGAAAAUGGAAUAGGUUCCCUGCCGAUCUCGAGGCAGACUAAUCCUGUGAGAGAGGCCAUUCUAACCUACAUCAUGAAGGCUGUUCCUGCGGACCAUGAGGUCGCAGCCGUGGAGCGUGAGGAUCCAACCGGCAUUUGGGGGAGACGAUGGCGGGUAGACUAUGGGCCUGAUUCGAAUCGAGAUCCGCCGACAAGGCUUUCAGUACCGUACCGGGCCAAAGACAGCCCUUCUCUUCGCUCGGAAUUCAGUCACCCGGACGUCGUCAUCCUGUUGACGUGCCUGAACUACUACUAUUCUGGGCUCCAGGAUGAUGAUAUAUUCCUUGCAUUCGCUCACCUGGUCAAUUCAGAUCAGGCUGAUGCGGAGUACCAGAUUUGGGUGAACGAUGCACCGAUGCUUUCACCUGCUUACCACCAGUUGGUGGGCGUGAACUUGGACGAUCGACAUCAUUGUGCUGAGCACAUAUUUCCUGCCCUUCGCUUUGCAAAAGCCGCGGUGGACUACUUUUUGUCGCACAUUGUUUUCCCGAAAGAGAUGAAAGAAUUUCCCGACAAGCUAUCCGCCUCUGGCUGGGAUAUUGGGGAAAUCAAGUCAAACCCCACUAUUGGAUUCAGCGGAACGAAUGACUCGCGACAAACUCUGCCACUGGGGGUCACUCAACUCGAUUUACCUGAACAAAACCACACGAAUGCUUUAGUACUGGAUUUUUUGUUACGACAAGAGAAUUCUGUGGCUUUCAUUCCCCAGCCAAGUGGCCCCAGAUCAGAUGCUCAUGUCCUGUUGGACUUAGUGCUGAACUUGCAUCCACCGGCUCAGGUUAUACUUGACGUGGGUGCACAGAUUUUGGAGCUCAGUAACCAUGACAUGGCAAAGGCCUGGUUGAGCCGGACUCCGGUAGAAGGGCCAAUCCAGGCUGUCGUGUUUGUGAACGACCAAGAUGAUAUCUGCGUCCUUGAUCGAAACGGUCGAGUGGAAUCCCUCCAAAUCUCUCCCUUUGCACGGCAAAUGGGAGCAUGUUUGGUGUUCCUGGACGAGGCCCACACCAGAGGAAUCGAUCUCAAGCUUCCGGUCCACUACCGUGCGGCGGUCACAUUGGGCCCGGGCAUCACAAAGGAUAAGUUGGUUCAAGCGUGCAUGAGAAUGCGACAGUUAGGCAACGGACAGUCCGUCGUCUUUUGCAUCCCAAAUGAGGUCGACCGUAGUAUCCGGGUCUUGCGUGGCAAGCAUGAAGGAUCGCCCAUCAGUGUUUCAGAUGUCCUUAUCUGGUCCAUUUCUGAAACUUGGGCGAACAUGAGGCGCAGUGUUCCUCUUUGGGCUGUUCAGGGUACUCGUUUUGAGCGCCAACAAGAACUAUGGCGAUCUCCUCAUCACAGGGACGCCGCCGAAAUGACGUCGAUCCAAGCACAAAGGUUCCUUGAUCCCGAAUGCCAGACUAUAGAGCAACGAUAUCGACCUGGUCAUCAAGAGAGGUUGCCAUCCCACUCCCCUCACGAUACAAAUCUGAAUUUGAAUUUGAUAUGGGAGCGCUGUCAAAAGUUCGAAUGUCUCGAUACUGGAUCAUCCACCCUACAAGAAGAACAGGAGCGCGAGCUCGCUCCAGAGAUUGAAAUCGAGCGUCAGGUCCAGAGACCUCCACCAGCGUCACCCGAAGCACACCGAAUCCAUCCACAUAUAUCUUCUUUCAUAGCCACGGGCGUGCUUUCAAGACCUUCCGAAGCCUAUCAGCCGGCAUUUUACUCACUACGGAGAACCUCCGCGGCCUCCUUUCUUGACCUCUCUCAAUUUCCCUCCAGUCUUCUGGCCACGAGGGACUUUUCCACGACUAUCAAAAUCCCGGUUGGGUCAACGUUUGUUGCCGACGCGUUCCAACGACCUGUCAGGUGGAUUCUGAGAAGUAAUCAUCGUGUCUCUCGGGAUAGAACGAUUGCGAUGCAAAUGAUGAUCAUCAGUCCCUAUGAAGCCAAUUUUUUGAUGCCCGAGAUACGGAAAUCAGAUCAUGUUUCGCUUCAUCUCUAUGCACCACGCCAAAAUCAAAGCUUUCUUCCAUUGGAUAGACUCACGUUAUACACUGUCCCUCAAAACGCUGACGAGAUCGAAGCUCCUGAUUUACUUCGCAUCCAGCUCAACCUCUUCUCUGGACAACUGUAUCUUGGUUCCCACUCCGAGUACAAGGACCUCUGUGAGUUUCUAGGGGUGGCAUAUUUCAAAACACCACCGGGGUUGGUGGUUGCCGCGGAUGGUUUCAUCCAAGGCGGCAAUCAAGGGCGGGGACAAGGUUUCAGUGAAAGCCCGAUCCAGUUCCUCAAAAUUUUGACGUCGCAGAUCAGAAAGGAUUGCCAGGAUAUUGGACGAACACAUAUCGGCCACAUUCUCAAUGGCCGAUUGUUGUUUCCAUCUGACUUCAUCGAAUCAGCGAGAUCGUCCGUCGAGGCCAAUUUUCACAAACUGACCAUUUAA